Messenger RNA from Antechinus flavipes (yellow-footed antechinus), 2446 nucleotides. RefSeq names its product tRNA methyltransferase 13 homolog (gene TRMT13). Lineage: Eukaryota; Metazoa; Chordata; Mammalia; Dasyuromorphia; Dasyuridae. The coding region runs from base 79 to 1530 and encodes 483 amino acids. Gene Ontology annotation, biological process: tRNA methylation. The record is from RefSeq and is a predicted model, not a curated record. The transcript is spliced from 11 exons.
GCUUCCGUGGCUACGCUUGUGCGGCGCCCUCUUUGCUUCUAAAGAAUCCCAACCCGGUAGCUUCGCGAAGUGCAGAAGAUGGCUACCUCGCCGCGGACGCUGGCGGCCACCAAGGUUCCCAUCGAGGGCAGAUGCAGUUACUUUGUGGAAAGGAAGAAUCGCUUCUGUCGGAUGGUGCCGGCGGCAGGGAGACGCUUCUGCGGAGAGCAUGCUUCCGGAGUGGGCGCGGAAGAAGAAAAUAACAGGAAAAGAAUAUUCUGUCCCCUAGAUCCAAAACACACAGUAUAUGAAGAUCAGCUUGAAAAACAUUUGAAAAAAUGUAACUCGAGAGAGAAACCAAAACCUGACUAUUUUAUUCAAGAUAUUAAUGCAGGACUAAAAGAUGAAACAGAAAUCCUUGAUGAAGUGGUCCCAAUUUCUUCGCUAUCUAAAGAGCAAUUGGAAAACUUAAUUAAGAAAUUGAGAAAAGCCAGUGAAGGAUUGAAUUGUAUACUUAAAGAUCAAAUAAUGUCACAUCCUGCAUUGCAUGAUGUCCUAAAUGACCCCAAAAAUGGUGAUUCUGCAUUCAAGCACCUGAAACAGCAGGCUUCAAUUUUAGGUAACAUUGAAAGAUUAAAUUUACUGGGACCAAGAAGAUGCUUUGUUGAAUUUGGAGCUGGAAGGGGAAAAUUGUCUCAUUGGGUUGAUAUUGCCUUACAAGAAGCUGAAAAAGUCUACUUUCUGCUAGUAGAAAGGGUGACUACAAGAUUCAAGGUAGAUGGUAAACACAAAAACCGAAACUCUGUAUUUGAAAGGCUUCAAAUUGAUAUUCAACAUUUAUGUUUGAGCAAAAUACCUGUGCUAAUAAAAGAAAAGUUACCUGUGGUUGGAAUUGGAAAACAUUUAUGUGGUGUGGCAACAGACCUUGCAUUGCGAUGUUUAGUUGAAACCUAUUCUACCAGAUGCAAAGAAAGAAAUGAGGAACCAGUAGCCAAGCGUAUAAAGAAUGAUACAAUGGAUGCAGAAAAUGAAACUUUGGUAAAUGAAGGAAACAAAAAGAAUGAAUUAGAGCAGUGGAGCCCUGUUGCUGGCAUCGUUAUUGCACUCUGUUGUCAUCACAAGUGUGAUUGGAGGCAUUAUGUGGGUAAAGAAUUUUUCAAGACCCUUGGACUUGGAUCAGUGGAAUUUAACUAUUUCCAACGAAUGAGUAGCUGGGCCACUUGUGGAAUGCGGGAAACAAUUUUGGAAACAUCAAAAAUUAAUAUAAAGAAAAGAGGUGAUCAGACCAAUGAUAAUGAAGAGCAUGAUCAUGAAGGAUACAGGAAAACAGAUGAAAACCCUGAAGGUUUACCUGGGCUUCUUACUGUUGAAGAAAGGAAAAAGAUAGGUCGACUCUGUAAAUUACUUAUUGACCAAGGCCGAAUCCAAUAUUUACAACAGAAGGGAUAUGAUGCUUCUUUGCAGUACUAUACAGAUUCUCUAGUGUCUUUAGAAAAUGUCCUGUUAACGGCUUUACCCAAACAGUCUUCAACACCAGACUCAACUACAUGAUGAAAGAAAAAUUGUGAACAGUUCCCACUGGAAAAUUUUAUAACCCUUCUCUGAAUGUUUUAAACAGUUAAGAUCAUUUAUACAACAGUUAUGGGAAAAAUGUCUCCCACAAAAGUAAGAUUUCAAAGUUUGGUUCUUUAUAUUCUUAAAAAAAAACCCAAAACAUUUUAAAUUACUGGUGAUACAACAUGUUUAUAUGUUGUAAGUUCCUCAAAUUUUGAUGUUUGUUUUCAAAGGCUUCAGAAUUGCUGAUGUUUAGAUCCUCAAAAUAAUCUUCUUCAGUAGGUCAUCUUGAGAUAUUUUAUUCAUCAUUAUUUACAGAGACCGGCAAAACUGUUGGACAAUUUUCUUUGUUUUCUGAAACACAAAAGCAUUCAUAUACAUAACCCAAAGUGCCUAUUUGCAUAAACUUUGCAAGAAUUUAAUUUUUGAUUCUUAGCAAAUUUCUAUUGUAUCAUUUUUGAAUCUAUAUCUCUACAAUAUGUAAUAAGCAAAUAUAUUUUUAAAGGAUUUUUUUUUUUAGAACUAGGGAAAAUUCCAGAAUUUCUGAGAUAAAUAAAGGUUUGUUGAGGAUAAAUCUAAGAAAAGCAACUAGGUUAUGUUUGGAAACAAAUAUCCACAGCUUACUUCAAUCAGGUUAUGAAAUUAGUAUCAAUAAGAUCACUUUUAGAUAGGUUUUGGAAAUAUCUACAUCAUAUCAGAAUUUAUAAAUGACCAAUACCAGAAAAGGAAAAAUGUUUACCAAAAAUACAGGUGUUGUAUUAUAUUUUUACCUAAUAAUGAGCUAGUUGGGAGUUCCACAAAUAACCACUUUCUGUAAUCAACUGGCUUUUACCAAUAUCCCAGUGUUGUUUUUAGUUUGAGAAAAGGAAAUUAAAGAGAAUUAGGUAGAAGAAUAAAAAAUAUUUAUUUCUUA